Callorhinchus milii (elephant shark) is the source of this 7353-nucleotide messenger RNA. RefSeq lists its product as uncharacterized. NCBI's taxonomy places the organism in Eukaryota, Metazoa, Chordata, Chondrichthyes, Chimaeriformes, Callorhinchidae. The transcript is spliced from 2 exons. The record is from RefSeq and is a predicted model, not a curated record. The coding region runs from base 122 to 7339 and encodes 2405 amino acids.
UACUUAUCCUUCAGCAACAAAAAGACCUUUACCAAAACUUAUUGCGAAUGGUGAGGGAUAUAAAAAGCAAAGAACAUGUUAUUUGACAUUUAUUGAACAAGAUUCAGUAGAUCGCUUAGAGAUGAACUUAAAGCACAAGCAGAUUUUCCAUCUAUGGGAUCUUGAAACUCUGUAUGAAGAGUCACUGAAACUCAUGAUUCCUAAAGGCCCACCAUUGCCACCACCACUUAGGUCAUUUGGAUCACAAAUAGAACCUGUACAUAUGGAAACGACUUUUAUUGAAGAAGAAGCUAGAGACAGACUAGAAUGGCAUAUUACACAGAAAAAACUUCAGCACCAUUGGGGUUUGCCAUUAUUUAUUCAGACAUCCCAUGAAGCAUUCAUACCACAUGCUCCAAAGCUGAUUCUGUCGCAGCUAAAUCCGCGGCUUGAUUUUGUGCCACUUACAAUUCCAAUGGAUUUGGUGUUUCUCACUGAUGAACAUAGGAAAUUAUUGGAAAUGAUUACAAAGAAGAAGAUAAUAAAUCGCAAAUGGGGACUUCCUACACUUAUUGAGUUUUCUUUAAGAAAUUUCAUGGCUGUUUUUCCAUCAAAAGAGGACCGUGCGUUACUGUUCGAAUUGGAAGAAAGCAAAACCACAUCCAGUGACACUGGUAGAGCAAGUAACAAUCAAACAGUUCUUCAGGAAUCAUUACUGCAGGCCAAAAGAGGACAAAUGGCAUUACAAUAUAAAAUUGGUAGCGAAAGCAUAAAGUUAAAUAAAACAGCAGAAGCCACUAUUUUCGCUCAUCUCAAACCAGAAUGUCAAGAUAAAAUAACCAUGUGCUUAGUAAAACAGUCGCUAGAAAUUAAAAUGAAUUGCUUGCCAGAAAUAGUAAAGCAGUUGUACAAAGGUAAUUAUCCUCCAGUAUCAAAGAAACCCUUAAUGAAGAUUAUUGCACCUGGCGAAGGAUUUAAAAAGCCAAGAUCAUCGUAUAUAUGUUUUAUUGAACAGGAUGCAGUUGAUCGCAUAGAACUGAACUUAAAGCACAGACAAAUUUCCAAUCUCUGGGGCGUUUCAACUCUCUAUGAAGAGUCAAUGGAAAUUAUGAUUCCAAAAGGACCACCUGUUCCUCCAGCAAUUAAGUCAGCUGUAGUCCGAAGAGAUCCUGUCGAUACAGAAACAACAUUCUUUGAGGAAGAAGCCAGAGAUAUUCUGGAAAGACACAUUACACAGAAGAAACUUCAGCACAACUGGGGAUUACCAUCGCAUGUUCAAAGAUCGCUGGAAGCAUUCAUUCUACCUGCUCCAAAACUAAUUCUAUCCCAUUUAACUGUCCAGCCUGAAUUUGCAAUAAUGGUUGUUCCAAAUGAAUUGGCAUUUGUUAGUGCUGAACAUAAGAAAAUCUUGGAGCUGAAUACGAAGAAAAGGAUAAUAAAUUGCAAGUGGGGUCUUCCCAAACUUAUUCAAAUGUCUUUGAGUAUCUUCAUGGCUCCUGCUCCAGUGAUGUACAGUAACAUUGAUGAGGGAAAUAAAAGAACCAAAAUGGUUCCUCAACCUCAUCAAUGUAAAGGUACAUUUCCUCAGAACAAAAAAAGGAAGUCAAUUCCACAAUACGAGAAGGAAUGCAAAAGCAUAAAGAAAAUAGAAAAGGGAUUGCUUUUUGAUGGUCUCAAGCCAGAAUAUAAAGAUAAUCUACACAUGUGCCUGAUAAAACAAAAUUUAGAAAUUAAAUUGGAGUACUUACCUGAAAUGGUCCAACUGUUAUACAGAAGUACUUACCCAUCAGCAUCAAAGAAACCUUUGCCAAAACAUAUUGUAAGUGGCGAAGGAUUUAAAAAAACAAGACCAAGCUAUUUGCCAUUUAUGGAACAGGAUAGUAUUGAUCGAAUAGAAAUGAAUUUAAAACACAGGCAAAUUAUCCAUCUCUGGGGGCUUGAAACUGAGUAUGAAGAGUCAAUGGAAAGGAUGAUUCCCAAAGGGCCAUCCUUACCUCCAGUAAUUAAACCAAGUGGUGCUCAGAUUGAACCUAUGGCUAUGGAAAUAACUUUCAUUGAUGAUGAAAGUAGAAAUAGACUAGAAUGGCACGUUACACAGAAAAAACUUCAGUACAACUGGGGAUUACCAUUAGAUUUUCAGAGAUCACUGGAAGCAUUCAUUACACCUGCUCCAAAACUAAUUCCAUCGCAGCUAAAUCAACAGUCUCAUUUUGUUAGUGUUUUUUCGCCACCUGAACUGAACUUCAUAAGCUAUGAACAUCAAAAAAGACUGGAGUUCAAUACAAGAAAGAGGAUAAUAAAUUAUAAAUGGGGUAUUCCCAAAGCUAUUCAGGCCUCUUUAAGAAAUUUUAUAGUUCCUCCUCCAUCAAUUAAUGGUUUUUUGCCUCAGAGAGAAUUGGUGGAAAGAAACUCUACAACUUCAAAUCUCAUUAAUUUCGGAGGUGGAAACAUAGAUACUCCUCUGUGCAAAAGAGGAAACAUGUGGUCAAAACAAACCGGAAGAGAUAGUGGAAUCAUAAAAUUGAACCAUACAGGAGUGUUUCGUCUUCCUGCCCUGAGACCAGAAUUCAGAGAUAAGCUAAACGUGUCCUUAAUAAAACACUGUCUUGAAAUUAAAAUGUUUUUUUUCCCAGAAAUGGUAAACAUGUUAUACAAAGAUACCUACCCUCCAGCAUCAAAAAAAUCUUUGCCAAAGCUUGUUGCACCCGGUGAUGGAUUUAAAAAGGCAAGAUCAUCUUAUGUACCUUUUAUUGAACAGGAUUCUGUUGAUCGCUUGGAGCUGAAUUUAAAACACAGACAGAUUACAAAUCUCUGGGGACUUGAAACAGUACAUGAAAAAUCAAUGGAAUUGAUGAUUCCUAAAGGGCCACCUUUACCUCCCACAAUUUUGGCAAGUGGAACUCAAGUUGAACAUGUGGGUAUGGAAACACCAUUCAUUGCAGAUCAAACCAGAGAUAAUCUCGAGAGACACAUUACACUGAAAAAACUUCAGCAGAACUGGGGUUUACCGUUACAUGUUCAGAGAUCCCUUGAAGCAUUUAUGAGCCCUGCUCCAAAAUUGAUUCCAUCCCAGCUAAAUCCACAGCCUGGUUUUGUGAUAGUUGUUGUUCCAGCUGAUCUGCCAUUUCUUAGGAAUGAAUAUAGGAAAACACUCGAGAUGAAUACAAAGAAAAAGAUCAUAAAUCGCAAAUGGGGUCUCCCAAAGCUCAUUCAACUAUCUUUAAAGAACUUUAUGCCUAAAGCUCCACAAAUUGCAGUUCUCAUGCUUCACUCACAAAUGAUAGUAGAAAGACCAAUGAUGGUCGUUCCUUAUCCAGGUGGUGUUCUAAUUAAAAGAGGAAAAUUAUCAUUAUCGAAAUAUCACAGAGCCAGAAGCAUAAAAUCAAAAAAGAAUGGGGAGGUGAAUUAUUUUGAUGGUCUCAAACCACGAUGUAAAGGUAAACUAGAAAUCUGCUUGACUAAACAGCAACUAGAAAUUAAAAUGGAAUAUUUGCCUGAACUGGUAAAACAGAUGUACAGAAGCACCUAUCCUCCAGUAUCAAAGAAACGUUUACCAAAGUUUAUUGCAUCUGGUGAAGGAUUUAAAAAAGCCAGAUCAACCUAUAUACCUUUCAUUGAGCAGGAAGCUAUUGACCACUUGGAGUUAAACCUAAAACACAAGCAGAUUUUGAAUCUUUUGGGACUUCCGACUUUGUUCGAAAUAUCUACUGAAAUGAUGAUCUCCAAAGGACCCCCUGUGCCUCCAGCAAUCAUAGCAAGUAGAGUACAAAUAGAGUCUAUGGGAAUGGAAACAAUCUUCAUUGAAAAUGAAAAGAAAGAAAAACUUGAAUGGCACAUUACACAGAAAAAACUUCAACUCCACUGGGGUUUACCACUACAUCUUCAAAGAUCAUUGGAAGCAUUCAUUCCCCCUGCUCCAAAAUUAAUUCCAUCUCAGCUAAAGUACAAGCCUAAUUUUGUCGUAGUUAUCACCCAUUCUGAGUUGACAUUUCUUAGUGAGGAACAUAUGAAGAAACUGGAGUUGAAUACUAGGAAAAAGAUCAUAAAUCAAAAAUGGGGUCUCCCUAACAUAAUUCAAUCAUCAUUAAAGAAUUUUAUGAGUCCUGCUCCAAGAAACAUCGACUUCAUACUGCAUUCAAAAAAUGUUGAAGGUAACAAGGCUAUGUCCAGUAAUACUGAUACAGUUAAGAAUUUGAAGACGUUUUCUCAGGGCACAUUCUUGGGACUCAAAGGAGGAAAAUUACCUUUACUGCAAUAUGAAAGCGACAGUAAAAACAUAAAAUUGCGCAAGUUAGCAGAAAUAUCUGCUAACUUCAAACCAGAGUAUAAAGCUAAACUGGAUAUAUGCCUGACAAAGCAAUGUCUGGAAAUUAAAAUGUACCAUUUGCCUAAACUGGUAAUGGACCGCUACAAAAAUACCUAUCCUUCAGGCACAAAUAAAUAUUUACCAAAACUUAUUGCUCCUGGGAAAGGCCAUAAAAAAUCAAGACCAUGGUAUAUUCCUUUUAUUGAGCAAGGUGAUAUUGAUCAUAUAGAGAUGAACUUAAAGCACAGACAGAUUUUAUAUCUUUGGGGACUUGAAACUCUGUAUGAGAAGUCAAUGAAAAUGUUGAUUCCUAAAGGACCACCUGUAAACCCGCCAAUCAAGGCAAGAGGAAUUCAAAUAGAACCUGUCGGUGCAAAAGCAAUGUUUAUUUCUGAUGAAGUCAGGAACACUCUAGAAUGGCAUAUUUUGCGGAAGAAACUUCAGCUGACCUGGGCCUUACCGUUAUAUUUCCAAAAUUCAGCACAGGCAUCUGUGCCCUCUGCUCCCAAACUGAUUUUAUCCCAACUCAAAUCACAUCCAGAAUUUGAUAUAAUUGUUCCUGCAAUUGAGGUGUCAUUUAUUAGUGAUGAUCAUAAGAGAGUGUUGGAGAUAAAUAUAAAGAAAAAGAAUGUAAAUCACAGAUGGGGCCUCCCCAGGCUUAUUCAGUCUUCAUUAAAUGAAUUUAUGGUUCCUCCUCCACCAAUAAAAGAGUUCAUGAUGCACUGUAAAAUUACAGAAGAAAACAUCAGAAGCAAUGAUUUAUCAAAGAAUUUUAAAAUAAAUUUUCCUCAGGAAACAUUCAUUCUGAACAAAGGACAAAAAAGAAGUUUAGAAGACUGUUUUAGGGAAAGCGUCAAAAUGAAUAAGAUAGGAGUGGUGUCUCCUAUUACUAGAUUUAAACCAGAGAGCAAUGAUAAUCUAGGUGUCUGUUUAAUAAAACAGAGCUUAUAUAUAAAAAUGGAUUGCUUGCCUGAAAUGGUAAUCGGGUUAUAUAAAGAGUCCUAUCCUCCGGCAUCAAAGAGACCUUUACUGAAGGUUAUAGCACCUGGCAAAGGAUUUAAAAGACCAAGAUUACUAUAUAUUCCAUUUGCUGAACAGGAUAUUGUUGAUCGCUUGGAGAUGAACUUAAAGCACAAACAGAUUUAUAAUCUCUGGGGUCUUGCUACUCCAUAUGACAAAUCAAUAAAGAUGAUGAUUCCUAAAGCACCACCUUUGCCUCCUGCAAUCAAAGGAAGUGGAUUUAAAAUUGAACCAACAGGUAGGAAAACGGCAUUUGUACCUAAUGCAAUCAGAAAUAUUCUAGAAUGGCAUAUUACACAGAAAAAACUUCAACACAACUGGGGCUUACCAUUACAUCUGCAAAGAUCAGCAGAUGCUUUCAUACUGCCUCCUCCAAAACUGAUUCCAUCCCAGCUAAAUUUAUGCCCUAAUUUUGAUAUCGUUUUUUCUGGAAAUGAAUUAGUAUUCCUCAGUGAAGAGCAUAAAGAAACCUUGGAAUUAAAUACAAGGAAUCGGAUCAUAAAUCACAGGUGGGGACUCCCUAAGAUUAUUCAGACUUCUUUAAAUAGCUUCAUACCGCCUGCUCCAUCUGUACAGGAUGUCAUGCGUCUGUUAAAACCUGAAGAAGUAUGUGUGGAAACAUUUAAUAAAGCUGAUCUAAGCAAACAUUAUGCAGCUUUCCCUUCAGAACAAGCUCCGCUGAAGAUGAAUACAAUUUCUUCAGCAGAAUGUAAACUUAUCAGGGAAAAUUGCUGUUUGAAUAAUUCAGAAGGAGUUUCUGUCAGUGUAAAACUUGAUGCUAAAGAUGAGCUGGAUAUAGAAAUGAAAUCAAUAUUGAAUAAAUCUUCCUUUCCAACACCAGAUAAAACAUUACUAAAGUUGGAUGCCCCUUGUAGAGGAUUGAAGAAACAAAAUUUACAGUGCAAGAACAGUGACAAUUGUCUCACAGUAGAUUGUUCCGUAACCUCACCUAAUUAUAGACUGAAAUCCAUGAGAACAGUGGAUUCAGCAGCUUUGACAGGACAGAAGUUGGCUGAUUUGGCAUACAAACCAAUGACUGUAGUGGGACUUUCUCUAGGUCCAGCAGUAAUAGGAGCAAAUCUGCCUUCAUCUCACGUAACUGUACAGGAAGAGCUCAAUAUUUAUCUCAAACAAAAUAUUAUGAAUUCUGUUUUAUCGCCACGUCCUGUUUCUUAUGCAGAUUGUGAAGAAAUUUUAGCAAAAAAUGCAAGAGAAGGCGGUAAAACUAUGCAAAAUGGAUUCUGCUCAGAACGACAGUGUAAAAAUCAAUUGAGUGAGGAAACAAAAAGGCAUAUUCAACAGGAUGAAGAACAUGGAUUUUGUAAAAUAAUUGCAGGUGGUAGUGUUAAAAAUAAGAAGGAACAAGAAAAAGUGCAUGUUGAUUUAUCAGAAAUCAUGCAAGGCCAGCCAUCGCAUGCAGGAGUUUGUGAAACUGAGCAAGAAGGAUUAGUUAUUUCACCUCAAGAGGCAGACGAUGGAAAUUACUUGAGUGUUUCUGAUGAGGAACUCCAUGGUGCUUAUGGUGAAAAUCUGAAUAAAUCCUAUCAUACUUCUAGAUUAAAUGUUGUGAAGAAAAAGUAUAAGAAAACCUUGCACAGUCGUUUCCCAAAUCAAACAAAAACGGAUAGAAUUUUGGUCAAAUCAAAGGUUAAAUUUUCAAAGCAAGAGCGUCCAAGACCAAAAACAUUUAAACAAGAGGAUAGAAGAAAAAAAAAAUGCAAUAAACGUCGUCUUUUGGUCAGUCCAACUGAAGAACUGCAAAACGUGGUUCAAAUGACCUUCAGUUCAGAAAAUGACCAAAACGAGAGAGCUCAUUCUUACACCUCACAUUGUCACAGACCAGAGAGCCCAGGGACAACAAGCGUAUCUUCUCAUAGUCCUAGACAAAAUGAGAGGUCAUCACAAAGCUCUGCAUCACAAAGAAUUUGUAGUUUAGCAUGUCAGGAGGCUUUGUCGUCUGAGGAUUCUCAGUUCACUCCGAAUGAAGCCUAUUACCAGUGCGAGAGUCCAUUGUUCCCACAAGCAGUACACUAGGACUAAAGAAACCA